This is a messenger RNA of Adineta steineri, 804 nucleotides long. The record is from the annotation of a GenBank genome assembly. Lineage: Eukaryota; Metazoa; Rotifera; Eurotatoria; Adinetida; Adinetidae.
AUGAAUAACGUUAUUAAAUCAUCACCACCAAUCAAUAAUUCCAUUCCUGCACAAAAUGAACGUAUACAACGUCGUGAUUUUCUUAUUCUUGCACUAAUAUUCUUCAUUUCAAUAUCAAGUUUAUUAACAAUUUAUAUUCUAUUUCCAGAAGUUGAUAUUUCGGAAAAAAAUGCAUUUAAAAUUCCCAAAACAAUUGAUGAUGCAAAAUUUCUUGGAAAUGUUUUAUAUAAAUAUAGUAAACAUCAUCGAUAUAUAAUUAUGCUUGCUUUCUUUUCAACAUAUAUUUUUUUACAAACAUUUGCUAUACCUGGUUCAAUAUUUUUAAGCAUUCUAGCAGGAUUUCUUUAUCCAUUUCCAUUAGCAUUAUUUUUAGUAUGCUUAUGUUCAUCAAUAGGUGCUAGUCUUUGUUAUUUACUAUCGAAAUUAUUUGGACGACAUAUUCUAUUAAAAUAUUUUCGAACAAGAAUCAUCGAAUGGCAACGAAAAGUUCAAGCACGAUCAGAUAGUCUUCUAUGGUUUAUGAUUUUUCUUCGUAUAACACCUAUAUUACCUAACUGGUUUAUAAAUGUUUGUUCACCAAUACUUGAUGUUCCAUUAAAACCAUUUUUUCUUGGUACAUUUGCUGGUGUAGCAUUACCAUCGAUAUUAUUUAUUCAAGCUGGACAAACACUUCAUCAAUUAUCAUCAGCAUCUGAUGUAUUUUCAUGGAGUUCAAUAAUAAUGCUUGGUUCUUGCGCAAUAUUAUCAUUACUUCCAAUUUAUUUCAAAGAUAAAAUUAAGAAUUUUUUUAAAAAACAAAAUUAA